GUGGUCCCCUAAACUGUCACCGAUAUGAGGACUUCGUGCAAGCCCUACGCAAGCUCAUUCGUUGGUCAGCCUUGAAGAGGUGAGGAACAGGAUCCACGAAAUGUACCGUGUUGUGCUCUUCCUUGCUCUCUGUGGCCUGUUGGCCCAGGCCGCCGUGCCCUCGCGGGACGCAAGCCUGAUAGACUCUGCUGACAAUCCGUUCAACAGCCAGACAAGCGUGGAUCAGCCGAGUCGAACCGGUAGUCUGUGGUCAUGGUUCAGCGAUGGAUUCAAUUACCUUCGAGGACUGUUUUGGGAACAAGAGGCCCCCAAAUACCGACCGUUCCCACCGUACCAGGAGCUGUGCGAUCCCCAGGUAUCAUUCGGGUAUCAGGCUCGGUCCUACCCCAAAUCUGUCUGGGUUGGCCUCAAUAUGACCGGUCGGUUUAGUGAUGUGGCCGUCCUGUUGGCGCGGCCGAAACUGGAGGAGUACUUCAACGGAAAGAACUCUCGCAAUAUGACCAUCACCAUGACAAGCCCACUGCGGUUGAAGACCCCGCGGUCCUCAGGCCAGUGGGGGCCAGGCUAUGAGGAGAAGACGCUCAUCUACUCCAUGUACCUGCCUCCUCAACUUCACGAUAAUCCGCCGGAACCAACAGACCCAGAUAUGUUCAUCAUCGAAGAGGAACCCGAACGGUACUUUGUCAUCACUUUCCCGAGCUACACUUACGCGUUCUUGGACUUCCAGAAGCGCAAUGAGCUUGAAGACCUCCUGAACGGACAGAGGGAGGAGUUCCUUCGCGAAUUCUUCUUCGUUGACGUUUACAACACGCAAACGGAAGUAACAGGUCGCCAAAAUGAGGUCUUGCUCCUGUUCAACCCAGACGUUCAAAAGCCUAACUGUGCCCCUCUCCAGAAAACCGCACUCCCGUCCAUUCCCGUGGUACCAGUUCCGGAGGCCCUCAUCAACAAUGCGUCCGACCCAGGGUUCACCCAGCUCUGUACCGGCGCCGAGUACGACGCCCGACAGUACGACAGGGCCGUGUGGGUGUCGGUCACCAUCAACGCAAUAUCGUCGGACGUGGGCAAAUUCGACGCGUUCCCAAAGCUGGACCACUACAUCAAAGGGCACAAUGACCAAGGUGUAAAGAUCGAGAAAACGUUACCAGUUCGCAUAACGCAGGAGUGGCCCAAGUCACCGUACGCGUACAACAUCUACAGGGAUUACACCUAUGCGUAUUAUCUGCCUCCGGAGUUGUAUAAGGGUAUUCCGCAGCCGCUGGACCCUGCUGUGAGGAUUUUGGAUGAGCCAUCAGCCGUCAUGUUUGCUCUCAACUACACCGGCUUUUCCUUCGAGUUCCGAGAUGAGCAGAUGCUUCAGAAAUUGCAGAAUCUCUUGAUCGAUGCUGGCGAGCUUUACAUGAGUUCGCGGCGAUGGGCCAGGAAUCAAUACUACCCCUCCUACCAGGUGACUGAUUGUCGUAACGACAUCCUUGUGUACAUGGACCCUCUUGCAAAGAGUCCAAGAUGUGCGUCGGCUUGUGAACACAGAGGCAAGGAGUGCCCUAGCUACCGCGUGCUUCAGAGCCUAACCGACGACAUCCAGCGUCGACACAUCUCGGGCAACCUGUACGUCCUCCGCAGAACCAACACCUGCAAUAUGACCACCGCGUACAAUGUGGCUUACAUGCCUCUCCACCGCUAUUUUAGAGGAGCCAACAAUCGAAAUGAGAGCAUCGCACGGCCCACUCCAGUGAUCCUGGUUCAUAAGUCCACAGACAAUCCUCCUCAAGGCUGUGACUUCUCCUACAAUCUCAUGUUCUACCUGCCCUCAGAGAAACACCAAAAUGCCCCAGAACCCACCGAGGAAGGGGUUGAGUUGUUCAGGUUGGAGGCACGAGACACGUUCGUCAUCACAUUUGAAGAGUCGUCUACCGAAGAGGUCGUGGAUACCAAAUUGGCCCGAAUGAAAGGCGAGCUGGACAGGCUUGAGCUGUGCUAUGCCAGGGAUGAGUUUGCUGUCGCCACAUAUGAUGCUCCGUGGCGCCCCCAACCCCACCGUCAUGAGAUCUGGAUCCCCCAGGCCACGUGUGCCAGACCACGCCCAGAGGGAAGCCCCCAGUACAGCAUCCAGGGCUCAGGCUGUGAUGUGGGGACCGAGUGUCCAACAUAUGAGAUCGUCCGCUCUUACUCUACCUUCGAGGAAAGACUCUACCAAAGAACAGAUUUGUGGGUUUGCAAGGUGACCACCAAUUGUAAUAUCGAGGAUGCUUUUAAUGAAGCAAUCACCCCGCUGUACGAGUACUACCAGUCCUGCUACGACGUGGAACCCAAAGCUAGGCCUGUCAUGUCCUCCAUGAGCCUCCUUGACUUUCUGAGCACCGAGUGCAACAAAGUCAUCGAAACCUGCGCCUUCCUGCCUGAGAUUGGCAGAUCGCUACCGGAACAGCCUGAUAAUGAUUUGAUCUUGCACUACUACCCGAGUGAGAGCAGCGAGAGCCAGGCUACGGUGUACAUGACAGCCCUGCAAGGCCCGCCCUCUGUUGAGCUCAUUCAGUCCGGCAUAACCACACUGCUGCGCGAUGUCACUGAUGCAGACCUCUUGCACAACAACAAAGUGUUUGUGGCUCGCUACACUUUGCCGUGGGAGGACGAUGACGCGAAGACUGAAGUGGGUGUCCAGGCGGAGACCCUGGCCCACCAACUGUAAGGUUACAGUCUUGGUACCAGACCAUCCUUGUUUGAUGUGACGUCUUGUGACGAUUGAUGCUUGGCUUUGAUUUUAUCGUAAAGUUAUUAUGACUUCAGGGGCGGUGGAACCGGGGGCAGGGGGGGGGCACUUGCUCCCCUCCCCAGAUUUUCCUAGGUCAACAAAAGUUCCCCUCUCGCGGUUGUGCCCCCUCGAGAUAAAAACAAUAAUGCCCCUCAAACGCAAACGCAUUAAAGCAUAUGAUCGCGCUACAAAUAUAUUUGUCUCCUCUCUUGUAAUGCAAAACUGCCCCUCAAAAACGCAAGUACCCCUCUCAUAUUAACAAGAUUAUUCACCUUCUCGAGGUGGAGAACUACCCCGCGAAAGCGCAAAUACCCCUCUCGCAAUAAUUGUGCCCCUCUCGAGAU
This is a messenger RNA of Patiria miniata (bat star), 3096 nucleotides long. RefSeq lists its product as uncharacterized. Lineage: Eukaryota; Metazoa; Echinodermata; Asteroidea; Valvatida; Asterinidae. The transcript is spliced from 19 exons. Bases 101 to 2689 code for a protein of 862 amino acids. The record is from RefSeq and is a predicted model, not a curated record.